AUGGAACGGAUCCCUAUCGACUGGAUUAUGGAAGUUCCUCCUAUUACAAGAACCUAUCUUCUAGGAGUUGUUGGUUUUUCAUUACUGGCGUACACGGGAAUAGUAACAAGAACAGAUUGUUACUACACAUCAGAAUUAGUUUUCAAGAAACAUGAAUAUUACAGACUCGUAUCGUCGUUCUUUUAUUAUGGGAAGAUUUCCCUAGACUUGUUACUUACAUUAUUUAUGAUAUCACGAUAUUUCAAGGCAUUGGAACAGACUUACGCUCGCUCGAUUGAUUUUGUUUGGUGUGUUUGUCUUUUAGCAUCUGCAUUGGUGUUGUACUCAACAUUUGUGGAGAACUUGUAUCAGCUCGGCCCAUAUUUAAACGAGACAAUGCUUUAUAUCUGGUCACGAAGAAAUCCAGAUGUUGAGAUGACCGUACUUGGACUAAUCAACUUUAGAGCAGUGUACUUACCAUUGAUUUCCAUUGUCGCCACACGAAUUGCCAGUAACGGGUAUCAAUUUAAAUGGAAAGCCGAGUUUGCUGCGAUAAUAGUGGGCCAUCUCUUUAUUUACUACAAUGAUGUUUUUCCACGUGUUCAUAGCUGCGAAUCCCCCCUUAGACCAAUAUGGUGUUGGUUUGGAGAUGCGGAAAUUACAAAUCAGGAAAUCGCAAACCAUGAAAUUGAAAAUCAGGAUGCUGACGAGAUUGAAGACCCAAGACAAACCAAUAAUGGAAACGAAAUAGAGGCUGAAAACAGGAACGGUGUUGCAGACAACGAACAUGAAGAAAUAAACCAAGCUGCAUUGGAAAAUGUUGAGGUUCCUAAUGAGAAUCAGCAAAAUGACGCGGAAGUAGUUGAUCCAAACGGAAUUAGGCCUAGGAGGCCGUUCUGA
Molecule: messenger RNA, 879 nt
Organism: Brettanomyces bruxellensis
Lineage: Eukaryota; Fungi; Ascomycota; Pichiomycetes; Pichiales; Pichiaceae
Exons: 1
Coding region: 1-879 (292 amino acids)
Biological process (GO): endoplasmic reticulum unfolded protein response
Cellular component (GO): endoplasmic reticulum membrane; Hrd1p ubiquitin ligase ERAD-L complex
Molecular function (GO): misfolded protein binding; ubiquitin-specific protease binding
Source: RefSeq, a predicted model, not a curated record